GAUGUGAUCGCCGGGAACCGAAUCAAAAAGGCCACGGAACACCUUUCUCAUUUGAAAGUCAAAAAUUAAACCUACAUAAUUGAACAAGCGAAGCCAGGAACAGAACAAGAAGAAGAUGAUCAGAGAGAGAAAGAGAAUCACCAUGUGGCUGACCAGGAGGAACCUCUGGACCCCUGCCCUAUUCUUGCUCCUUUCCUCUCUGCAAUCAGCAGUGCCGGAAUCCACCACGCCCAGCUACGACGACUGCGCUCCCCAGCGAUGCGGCCACCAGGUGGUCAGCUACCCGUUCUGGAUCAUCGAUCACCAGCCGAGUUACUGCGGCCGUCCGGCGUUCGCCCUCACUUGCCUCAACGACACAGGCGCCCUCUUCCUCACCGUCCUCAACAUCAAAUUCUACGUGCUCCGGAUCUUCUACUCCAACAGCUCCGUCCACUUCACUCUCGGCGACGCCGACUCCUGCGCCUUCCUCCUCAGCAGAAACACCACCGGGGUCUUCCCCUUCAGCGCCAGCGACUCCAACAAGCAGAUAUUCUUCCUCUUCAACUGCUCCGGGUCGGAUAGCGCCAUCCCGAGGAGCUACCAGAACAUGUCCUGCCCCCGGCUCAAUACCCGGGUCAUGUUCGGCGGCGAGUAUGACCCCGCCCGUACGCGCUCGCCGGACCCGAACUGCACCGUCGGCCUGGUGUCUGUGAUGGGCGACUCUAACAUCAGUGCCGGCAGCAACUACACUGCGCAGCUGCGGGCUGGCUGGAUGGCGAAUUAUAGCGCGAGGAGUUGCAGCGAGUGCGCCGCCAGCGGUGGCCGGUGCGGCUACGACGCCAACAACACCUCGACGUCGCAGGACAGUAUCUGCAUCUGCCCCAAUGGAGUCCAUCUCGGAAGUUGCAGCAGGAUUCCAGGGAAUCAAAAACAUUCACUUGUUAUUAUACUUACAGUAGGCACUACUGCAUUGCUUCUCUUCGGAAUAACAUGCUAUUUUACGUGGGUGAGGCACAUGCGAUUGGGAAAAGCAAGAAGAUUGCACGAGUUAAGAGCUCCUGAUGAUACUAUUGGAUCUGAUAAGGAAGUCAUUAAUGUCCCCCUGGUUGAUUUUUUCAGUAUUCAUAAGGCAACAGAUGACUUUGCGGUCACAAACAAGCUUGGUGAAGGUGGUUUUGGCUCUGUCUACAAGGGAAGACUAGAAGAUGGUCAGUAUAUAGCUGUGAAGAGGCUCUCUGAGAACUCAAAACAAGGCUUUGAGGAGUUGAACAAUGAAGUUAAGCUAAUUGCUAGACUUCAGCAUACUAACCUUGUCAGGCUUUUAGGUUGGUGUAUCCAUGAAAAUGAGAAAAUACUCAUCUAUGAAUAUAUGGCCAACAAAAGUUUGGAUAAAUACUUAUUCGAUUCAAACCUUUCAGCACAAAUAGACUGGCAUAAGAGAUUCUGUAUAAUACAAGGCAUUUCUCAAGGACUUGUUUACCUUCAUUGCUAUUCAAGACUGCGCAUCAUUCAUAGAGAUUUGAAGACGAGCAACAUCCUACUGGAUGAAAAUAUGAAUCCCAAAAUUUCAGAUUUUGGUUUGGCAAGGAUAUUUGGAGAAAGUCAUAUGGAACAAAACACAAGGAGAUUAGUAGGGACUUACGGUUACAUGGCACCAGAAUAUGGCUUGCUUGGUUGUUUUUCUGAAAAGUCUGAUGUAUAUAGCUUUGGGGUGAUUAUGCUUGAGAUCAUUUCUGGCAAAAGAAACUCUGGCUCACACUCGAUGAACAAUUCAUUUAGUCUACUUGGAUACGCAUGGCAUCUUUGGGCGGAAGGAAGAUGUUGCGAACUAGUAGACCUGCAAUUGAUUGAUUCAUUCCCAAUUUCUGAAGUGGAGAAAUGCAUUCAACUCGCCCUGUUAUGUGUUCAAGAUAGGCCCACCGACCGACCAACAAUGGAUGCUAUUGCCAUGAUGCUGGUCAACAAGAACCCAAUUUUACCAUUGCCUCAGCAACCUGCGUAUACCUACAGAACAGAUGCACCAACACUGAUGUCAAUCCCAUGUUCCCGAGCACUAGAAUUGACCAUGAGUACCAUUGAAGGGAGAUGAAUUAUCUUCUUCAAACCCUAUAGUAUUAGUUCGAAGGAAUUAAUUACAUUCGAUUCAAUAGUUUCGUAGAGUUGUAUAUGAAAUUCUUUAGGUGGAGUUCUCAGUCCUUCACCAAUGUUUUCUCGACCUCUAAUCUACCAUGCUUGUAGAAUCUAGUGUAAAGAUCAAAGAGAAUAUCAUCAUAUGUUUUUCUUUAUAGAAUAUUGACCAUUAUAAUUCACUCAUUAUUAUCUCUAAUAUGUUAUAUGCGUGCAUGUGUUUCCCAUCACAUGAGGCAUAGAAUUGUAACAGGAAGCCUUUUGUACUGACUAUGCAAGUUGAUA
Molecule: messenger RNA, 2391 nt
Organism: Zingiber officinale
Lineage: Eukaryota; Viridiplantae; Streptophyta; Magnoliopsida; Zingiberales; Zingiberaceae
Product: G-type lectin S-receptor-like serine/threonine-protein kinase At1g61500
Exons: 7
Coding region: 116-2068 (650 amino acids)
Biological process (GO): protein phosphorylation
Molecular function (GO): polysaccharide binding; ATP binding; protein kinase activity
Source: RefSeq, a predicted model, not a curated record